This is a messenger RNA of Penaeus chinensis, 1620 nucleotides long. It is a transcript of the gene CCDC53, whose product is annotated as WASH complex subunit 3-like. Gene Ontology annotation, cellular component: WASH complex. The transcript has 4 exons. Gene Ontology annotation, biological process: actin filament polymerization; exocytosis. The record is from RefSeq and is a predicted model, not a curated record. The coding region runs from base 60 to 692 and encodes 210 amino acids. Lineage: Eukaryota; Metazoa; Arthropoda; Malacostraca; Decapoda; Penaeidae.
UGUCAACAAAGCGUCGCCUGACAGCUGAUGAGACGCCCCUCGACUCCGCUACGCCGAACAUGGACCGAAAUUCCGUAGUCACGCCAAAUGUGGACCUGUCAAAGGUGGAGGCCAUAAACCAGAAAAGGACUUUGGCAUUCAUCAACCACUGGGUACUCCACACAGUCGCUUUCCUUAACCAGUUCUCGUCCAUCUGUGAGGAACGUCUUGUAUCACUGGACACCAAGCUGCGAAGAGCAGAUCAUUCUCUGGCCAUACUUGAGGCAAAGCUGAGCUCCGUCCCAGGCCUGGAGGGCGUGGUGGCGGAGGCCGUCGCGUCGCCAGCAGGGCCGCCCUCCACCGCAGACGCAGCAGGAGCCACAGAGGAGCGCCAGGCUGCCCCGGAUGCCACGGCCUCCCCCCCGGCAACACAGCCCGAAGGAGCCCAGCAGAACGCGGUGGAGUCCCCAGAGGCCGAUCCUGCUCCUGCUGCCCCGGCCGUGUCGGCGACGCCCGUGAGCAAGGAUCCGAGAUACGUGCCGUACUUCAAGAUGCUGGCCGUGGGCGUCCCGAGGCCAGCCGUGGAGAUGAAGAUGUCGCGGGAAGGGAUCGACCCGUCGCUGCUGGACGACCCGGACGCCCCUGCCCCUCCCGCCGGCGACGCGGCAGACGAGGACUCCGACUCCAGCUCAGUCUCGUCGUGGAGUGACUGAAACUUAGGAGCGCUCUGAUGACGAUGGCGCUGAAGAGGGACGUGGCUCGCUGGAUGACCUUGACCGUUUGGGAUUUCAGGGGCAGAGGAUGUAUGGGUCCGGGGAUUUUGCCAGUAUUGCCAUCUGUUAGUGGGGAUGCUUCAGAUUCCCUUUUUUUUUUUUUUUUUUUUUUUACACAUAAAAGGGACAAAAUUGUUUUAGGUGUGUUUUUGUGUGUGUGUGUGUGUGUGUGUGUGUGUGUGUGUGUGUGUGUGUGUGUGUGUGUGUGUGUGUGUGUGUGUGUGUGUGUGUGUUUACGUAUGCAUAUAUGCAUGUAUGUACGUAUGUUCGUAUGAUUUUUCUGGUCUAGUGAUAACCAUCAAAUAGCUAUAAUCUUGUACUGGGAUUAGUAUUACUCUGUAAAUAGAGUGAAAGUUUCAGGAAGCUAAAUUACUCUUUGAAAUGUUUGUUUUUUACACAGUCUGUACUGUGUGUUGCAUACAAUAUAUUUCCCCUCAAGAGGAGCUGUUUCACGUUAUAAGUUUCAUUAGCCAUUGAGGAAAUGAUUGAUACAUGAUUGACCAAGAACAGUUUGUCAGAGAAGUUAAAACUACAUAAAUUAUUUAAAAUGUUGAUACUAAUUUAGAGCUUGUCAUUACUGUAACAGUUAAAACAUGAUGUGCCAAUUAUGACAAUAGAAAGGAAAUAUGAUAGAACAUGAUGGGUAAUGAAAAUGUAUGUAGAAUUCCCAUGGAAUUCCUCACUUUAAGAAUUCUGAAAAGUUGAUUUUGAAUUUUGUAUAUUUGAUUUGGUCAGCAUUACAAUGAAGAUUAAAAUGAUGUGAAAUAUGAACUGACAAUGCCUAUUAAUAGUCUGUGAUAAAAUGUGCUGUGUUGACCAAUCUUGUCUGUUCUAAAGUCACAAAAUAUAUGUUUCAUUGUUGUAAAUA